Paramecium pentaurelia is the source of this 749-nucleotide messenger RNA. The record is from the annotation of a GenBank genome assembly. Lineage: Eukaryota; Ciliophora; Oligohymenophorea; Peniculida; Parameciidae.
CAUGUUAUAAGUCUAAUACGACAAUAUUUCAGAGUUUGAAAACAAUCAAAACAACGGUUAUUAUGAUGAAGAAUCCAAUGUCAACAUCUUCACAUAACAUUAACUUGGCUUAUUCAAAAAACCAAGCUACUUCAUUGAAAAUGAAGAUCUUAAUCUAAAGAACAAUCAUGAAUGCUCAACAGCAGAACAGACUGAGUCUUCUGAACACUCAGAUAAUUCUUUUGAACACAUUCCUUCUCCAAAAUUUCCUUCAAAAGAACUUCCUCCUCCAAUCAAUGCUGAUGAACAUUUGUUCAACUUAGAUAUGAAAUACUAUCCAAGUACUUCUCAAGAGAAUUUCAUAUUGAAUUUUAUCAACUAAGAUGACUUACAAAGAAUAAAAAUUGGUUUAGAUUAUAAGAUUUUGGAUGAUCCAUAAACUUUAAAAUUCGAAAAUUGGGUUUAAUAAAUGUGUAAUACUAAAGCUAAUCAAAAAGAAAUACAAAGGAAGCUAAAAGUAAAGAAAUAUUUGGAAAAGAAGCACAAUAGAACUUUUGGAAAAAAAGUGCAUUAUCAUAUUAGAUAGAAGGUAGCAGAAGAGAGACUAAGAAUAAAAGGGAGAUUUGUUACUUGGAAAUAGGUAUAAUUUAAAUACAUAAUUUAGGCUGUUAAAAUGUUAGAGAAAUCUGAUACUAAAAGAGAAUGGACUUAAAGUGAUUACUUCAAAAUCAAGAUCUUAUUAAAUGAAAAGUAUGGUCAAGUCGUAUGAG